Messenger RNA from Coregonus clupeaformis (lake whitefish), 2322 nucleotides. Its product is annotated as vacuolar protein sorting-associated protein 26B-like. Gene Ontology annotation, cellular component: retromer complex; endosome. The transcript is spliced from 6 exons. NCBI's taxonomy places the organism in Eukaryota, Metazoa, Chordata, Actinopteri, Salmoniformes, Salmonidae. The coding region runs from base 204 to 1214 and encodes 336 amino acids. Gene Ontology annotation, biological process: intracellular protein transport; retrograde transport, endosome to Golgi. The record is from RefSeq and is a predicted model, not a curated record.
GUGGGCAUUGCUAUACUGCUGUAAUUAGAAACAUUCAACUAUCGCCCCAUUUAGUUUCGCAUCAUAGGACAGCACAAUCUAAAUUCCGGGGGAAAUCACUCGUAGGAAGCAUUUGGAAUACAGUAACGUAAGAGUUUUGUUGUACAUGUAGAAUCUACAAAGGCUUGUUGAAAAAGGUAUAGGCUCUGAAACAAGGUCCAGUGAUGAGUUUCUUUAGUUUUGGCCAAAGUGCAGAAAUCGAUAUAGUUUUGAAUGACGCCGAGACAAGAAAAAAAGCUGAGCAUAAGACCGAGGAUGGGAAAAAGGACAAAUAUUUUCUGUUAUUUGAUGGCGAGACAGUAUCUGGAAAAGUCAACGUAACACUUAAGAAUCCAGGGAAAAGACUCGAGCACCAAGGCAUCAAAAUCGAGUUUAUUGGGCAGAUUGAGCUGUACUACGACAGGGGAAACCACCAUGAGUUUGUGUCUCUGGUUAAAGACUUGGCCAGACCGGGAGAGCUAACGCAGUCCCAGACCUUCGACUUUGAGUUCACACACGUGGAGAAACCAUAUGAGUCCUACACAGGCCAGAAUGUCAAAUUACGCUACUUUCUGAGGGCAACGAUAAGCCGGAGACUGAACGACAUCAGUAAAGAGAUGGACAUUGUCGUGCACACGCUCAGCACAUACCCAGAACUCAACUCGUCGAUCAAGAUGGAAGUGGGAAUCGAAGACUGUCUACACAUUGAGUUUGAGUACAACAAGUCCAAAUACCACCUAAAAGAUGUAAUCGUGGGGAAGAUUUACUUCCUGUUGGUACGGAUCAAGAUCAGACACAUGGAGAUUGACAUCAUCAAGCGAGAAACGACUGGCACAGGCCCAAAUGUGUACCAUGAGAACGACACCAUAGCCAAGUACGAGAUUAUGGACGGAGCACCAGUGAGAGGGGAGUCCAUCCCUAUCCGACUAUUCCUGGCUGGCUAUGAGAUGACUCCUACAAUGAGGGACAUCAACAAGAAGUACUCUGUGCGGUACUACCUCAACCUGGUGCUCAUAGACGAGGAGGAGAGGCGUUACUUCAAACAGCAGGAGAUCACUCUGUGGAGGAAGGGGGACAUAGUGAGGAAGAGCAUGUCCCACCAAGCGGCCAUCGCCUCGCAGCGCUUCGAGGGCUCGUCCAGUGCAGAGAAAGCCCUUGCUCAGGCCCAGGCUAAGGAACAGGAAGAGGAACAGUAAAACUCCAGAAUAGCCUACACUCCAUCGCUUUGUACAGGUGUGUGUGUGUACAGUAUGUGUGUGAGUGUGCGAUGUAGUGUACAUGUCUGUGAAUCUAUGAAUGUGAGAAAGAAUGCAUGUGUUUUUUCACUGCAUCUAUGAAUGUCUGUGUGUUUGUCAGAGCAUCUAUGAAUGUGAGCAUGUGUGUGUUGAUGUUCAAUAUGUGAACAUCAGCCAUCUUAGGCAUAUAUUUCUACCCUCGCCCCUUUCAAUGUCACCAUCUCACCACAAACACAGAUGAUGGCACUUUCUCCAACAACUGCAACUGAAAAGGGAUGACAAAUUUCACUUCAUAAUUCAAUGUUUGAAGAAAUAAGGCAUUCUCGUGGUAUAUUUUAUUAACUUUUAGCCAGGUUUUUCUGCUGUACUGAUAUUGAUUUCUUAACUCGAAGCAAUGGUGAAAACAGCUGCUGUUGAGAUAGCUUCCUUUAGGCAUCUCUUAAUUAAUAUUUGUCUUUGGCGGUUGGACUCAAUGGACAUGCAAGACCUCUUAAGUCCUGGUUACACCUUGCAUUAACAUGUGGUCAUCAUCCGAUCAAGAUGAUCAAAUCACUAUCUGAUCAAGGUCUGUUCCGUCGACACAAAAAUGUGUCUCUUAUCCGUCCACUGUAUGUAGACACUGGAUGCAUGUUAGCGCAAGGUAUAAAGGUGGCUUUAGAAUCAGAUAAAAUGCUAAAUGUUUUUUUAUCAAGCAAAAUGUCAUGCAAAUGUAAAUGCACAACUGCUUAGGGAAAAUUACGUUUGAAUUGUCAACUAUCAACAUUGCAUUCCAUUCCAUCAUCAAAAAUAACAUUCCAUUCCAAGCUUUGUGUCAUUAUCGGUAGAUGUAAACAUAAAUGUUUUAUUUUUUAACAGGAUAUUUUUUAUGUAUUUGAUCUUUUACCAACAUUAUACAUGUUCUGGGUUCAUCUAUCUGUUAGAAAUGUAAGCCAGGUGGCUUAUGUCCAUUAACAUAGGCCAAGUUUGUUUUGCAUGGCCCAGUGUGGUGACACUGAUAGUUUCUUGGAACUAAUGGCUUCCACGGUUGUGGCUAGAUGGAGAAUUAACGUAGCAGGUUAGGAUAAUUAAC